CGACACCGUAAUGAAAAUUGAAUACCGUAGAGUCGAGCACAUGAUAAAAGAGGAACUGGUCGAGCCAAAGCUAAGCAGAAGAACUGAACCGAAUCCCCAAAGCUAAAAGUGGCCCAAGAGAUCGAGAAUGGAAGCCGAAGCCGAAGCCGAAGCAGAGCUCGCAUGGAGCAGAGAGACGAUUCCCAGAGUCAUGAAGAUCGUCUGCGCCAGGCUCCCCCAGCGAGACCUCGUCUCUCUCCUGCUAGUCAGUCCCUGGCUUCACCGCUCUCUCGUCUCGUAUCCCUCGCUUUGGCUGGUUCUUGAUUUGCGCGAGAUGACCAAUGCGGGGAAUCGGCUCCUGGACGCUCUUUCGCUGGCGAGAUAUGGCCAGGUGAAGCGAAUUAACCUGGAAUUCGCUCAAGAUAUCGACGACAAACACUUGGAGACCCUCAAGAACAAGUAUUCUGAAUCUCUCAAAAGCUUGGAGAGUUUAAAUCUCAAUGGUUGCCAAAAGAUCUCUGAUAAGGGAAUUGCAGCUGUGACCAGUUGUUGUCCAAAUCUCAAGGUCCUUUCUAUUUAUUGGAAUGUUCGAGUGACGGAUAUAGGCAUAAAGCAUCUGGUUGAGAACUGCAGACAUUUAGUUGAUUUAAACUUAAGUGGCUGUAAGAAUAUUACAGAUGAGAGCUUGGAGUUAGUUGCUGACAGUUAUAAAGAAUUACAGUCACUAAACAUUACUCGGUGCGUCAAGCUGACAGAUAUUGGCUUGCAGCAAAUACUGUUCAAGUGCUCUUCUCUCCAGAAUCUGAACAUUUAUGCCCUUUCUAGUCUCACAGAUAAUACAUACAAAAAUAUCUCCUCUCUUUCCUAUCUGAAGUACUUGGAUCUUUGUGGAGCCCAGAACCUAUCAGAUGAUGCACUUUCCUGUAUAGCCAAAUGCAGAAAUCUCGCGGCCCUGAAUUUGACGUGGUGUGUACGUAUUACCGACAAGGGGGUCAUGGCAGUUGCUAAAGGCUGCCUCUCUCUCGAGUUCCUUAGUGUCUUUUGGCUUUGGGUAUGACUUCAGAUUUUGGUCUUUUCUAUUAUAUUGAAGCGAGGGUAUGGAAGUUCUAUUUGAAUUUGUUAUUUGGUGGCUUUUAUUCUGCAAAAAUGAUUGAAGUGUAAAUUGAAGUGUCUUCGUGUCCUACAUUUUACAUUUCUAAAAUGUAAAAUCAGUUCUUUGUCAUAUAUGUUUUCCACUCAAGCAAGCACAUGUCAGAAGUUGGAGGAAAGGAGUUUCUGUUUCUGGCUUUUGUAGGUGCGCUUUUAUUGUCUUUUGAUGCCAAACUAGUCGGUUUAAAAGUCAAGUAAAAAGUAGAAGACGGACAAAAAGCCUCCCAAACACCCAUUGUGCUUGCUGAUCUCCUGGACCAUCUUGCAUUUUGAUUGUUCGCCUCCAUGAAUAUACAUCUUCCACAAAAUGUAUGGCACAAAAGCUAUGAUGAACCUCAUCGUAUAUCAAGUCCUCUCUUCAAUGUUCAGUUAGUGAUAAUUGCGCAA
Rhodamnia argentea is the source of this 1515-nucleotide messenger RNA. RefSeq names its product F-box protein At3g58530. The transcript has 11 exons. NCBI's taxonomy places the organism in Eukaryota, Viridiplantae, Streptophyta, Magnoliopsida, Myrtales, Myrtaceae. Gene Ontology annotation, molecular function: protein binding. The coding region runs from base 128 to 1036 and encodes 302 amino acids. Gene Ontology annotation, biological process: SCF-dependent proteasomal ubiquitin-dependent protein catabolic process. The record is from RefSeq and is a predicted model, not a curated record. Gene Ontology annotation, cellular component: SCF ubiquitin ligase complex.